AUGUCUGAUACUGGCGUUUCUGAAUUCAGACCUCUGUUGGAUCAAAGCGUCGGUUAUGGCGUCGUUGUCGGCGUUGGCUUCUUUUUCGCUGCGCUUAUGCUCGUCUUGACCACUCUACAAGCCAAGUUCUCCAAGUUUUCUCCAUCUUCGUCAGAAGAAUUUUCGAGCGCCUCGAGAAGCGUGAAGCCAGGACUUGUUUGUUGUGGAAUAGUCAGCGCCUGGACGUGGAGUGCAACAUUGUUGCAGUCGAGUACGGCAGCCUACACUUUUGGUGUGAGCGGACCAUGGUGGUAUGGCGUUGGCGGUACCAUUCAACUUGCCUUCUUCGCCAUGGUGGCGGCCAAGGUGAAGAUGAACGCAAACGGGGCGCAUACGUUUCUGGAAAUUGCAAAGACGCGGUUCGGAACGGGUGUCCACCUGUUAUUCACGUUCUACGCGUUCCUCUGUAUCCUCAUUGUCUGCGGCUCUCUCCUCCUUGGCGGGGCCGCGACCGUGAAUGCCUUGACGGGUAUGAACAUUGUGGCAGCAUGUUUCCUGCUCCCGAUUGGAAUUGCCGUUUACGUGAUAUUCGGCGGUCUGCGAGCGACGUUCAUGUGUGACUGGGCGCACACCAUCAUCCUAUUCAUCAUCAUCUACCUGUUUGAAGGCCACGUGUAUGGGACAUCCCAGGAUACAGGAAGCAUCGGAGCGUUGUACGAUCUACUCGUGCAGGCAGGCAUUGACAACCCAGUAGACGGGAAUCAAGGAGGCAGCUAUCUGACAAUGAAGUCAAAUCAAGGAAUGGUGUUCGGAGCAGCCACAAUCUUGUCAGGAUUUGCUGGUGUCUUCUGUGAUCAAGGGUAUUGGCAGCGCGCUAUCGCGAGUGCGCCGGAGUCGACGACAAAAGCAUACAUGCUCGGUGGCUUGUCGUGGUUUGCGGUACCGUGGGCGUUCGCGUCAUGUCUUGGCCUGGCAGCGCGAGCGCUGCAGAACAACCCGAAAUUCCCGACUUAUCCCAAUCCGCUUUCAGCCGAACAGACAAGCGCAGGCCUUGCCGCGCCUGCUGCCGCUGCGGUGGUCAUGGGGAAAGGCGGCGCGAUCGCCAUCUUAUUGGUCGUGUUUAUGGCCGUGACAUCUGCUAUCAGCGCAGAGUUGAUUGGAGUAUCGAGUCUUUUCUCCUAUGACAUCUAUCGCACGUACUUCCGUCCAAAGGCUACCAGUGCAGAGAUCGUUCGCGUCUCUCACUACUUCAUCUGUCUAUGGGCUGUCUGGGCCGUCGUCAUCAAGCUCAACGCGGCGACCAUCGACCUCGGCUGGCUCUUCUACGUACAGGGUGUCAUUCUCAGUCCGGCUGUGAUACCCAUCGCUCUGACGGUGACCUGGUCAAAGCUAUCUCGAGCUGCUGUUUUCAGCGGUGCAAUUAUAGGGGCGAUACUCGGUAUGCUUGCUUGGAUGAUUGGUUGCUGGAAGAUAUACGGGGAGAUCAAUGUUGCAAACCUUGCUGAACCCUACUCGGCCGUUUGCAGUGGACUCACUGGUCUUCUGUUUUCUGGUCUUAUCACUGUGUUAGUCUCCCUUGCUAAACCUGCGAAUUAUGACUUCGUGGGCACGAGAGCCAUUGCCGUGUAUGAAGACAUAGAAAGAGAGAGAUCGAUGUCCAACGACAGUGUGGACGGCGACGUUGUUCCUAAUGAAACACCGUAUGAUGAGAAGAAGGCCGCCGUGGUCGAAGAUGUCAGGCCCGUCGGCGCGGAGCCUCACCAACCACGUCCGGCAGCGAGCGGGGAAGAACUCAAGCAAGUAUUCAAGCGCGCUGCGUGGUAUUCCCUGAUCCUGACCCUCAUUGUCGCCAUCAUCGUGCCUCUGCCAAUGUUCUUCUCCCACUAUAUCUUUAGCAAGGCAUUCUACAAGUUUUGGGUCGCUUGCAUGAUGUGA
Fomitopsis serialis is the source of this 1914-nucleotide messenger RNA. RefSeq names its product Na+/solute symporter. The record is from RefSeq and is a predicted model, not a curated record. Gene Ontology annotation, biological process: urea transmembrane transport. Gene Ontology annotation, molecular function: urea transmembrane transporter activity. The transcript is spliced from 24 exons. Gene Ontology annotation, cellular component: plasma membrane. NCBI's taxonomy places the organism in Eukaryota, Fungi, Basidiomycota, Agaricomycetes, Polyporales, Fomitopsidaceae. The coding region runs from base 1 to 1914 and encodes 637 amino acids.